This is a messenger RNA of Aspergillus calidoustus, 1104 nucleotides long. NCBI's taxonomy places the organism in Eukaryota, Fungi, Ascomycota, Eurotiomycetes, Eurotiales, Aspergillaceae. The record is from the annotation of a GenBank genome assembly.
AUGACUCUCCCAGGGGCCCUAGGACAAGUCCGUUCCCUUUUCCCACACGCCGAGCCAGACUGGUGGAAAGAAGCGUAUAACCACAUUUACCUCUGGACGGACGGAGACUGCGUCGAGAGUCCCGUCGUCACCGACGCAGAGUGCAAUGCUUUGCUCCAAGUUCCUCGGGUGCAAGCUCUUCUUAACUCUAGCCCGUCGAUGCAAGUGUUAGACCUAUGCUGCGGACAAGGCCGACAUACAAUCAAUCUCGCGGGGCAGUUUCCGUCUGUUGGGAUUCUCGGCGUCGAUCAGAGUAAGUAUCUCCUAGACAUGGCGCGGAAGCGAGUCGAAACUCGAAUGGUGGAAGAAGGAAAAGCCCGCAACAUCACAUUCGAAGGAGCGACGCAUCUUCGUGCCUUGUGUGUCUGUGUAAAUGUGUGGAUUGCUCCUUCCCUGCCAUGCUUGCUCUGCAAGAGGCAGGUGCGAUGGGUUGCUCCUUCCUCAUCUUACAGGUUCUGCGCUUGGACCUCGUCGUUUCUCACAUACUGCGCCGUCCCGUGUCAAUUGAUAGGAUUGAUAGAGACCAAUCCUCGUCGCUUUGAGGGUCAAACCAAAAGGCCCAUCUGUGUUGCCUUCUCACGCUUGCCGGACUUGAUGCUAGACUCGAACUCGAUUUGCCCCUGGAGCAUAAAAGACACUAUUGACUUGGACACGCAUGAUGGUGGGAGAAGCUCAUACGAGCUCGAAGCAACCAUUGGGCUCUGGACAUGGUUAUAUUACUCUUUCAGUCGCUUACCAUGCGAGCGCAUUCUCAGCUCAUCCCCACAAACCGCCAAGCUCAAAGCUUGGGGCAUAAAAUCCUUUUGUGAGCGUGGAAGUUCUGGAUUGGAUCACUUCGACCUUCCGCUGUUCAGUUCCCACAAUAUUUUACCUGGAGAUUCCGUCGCAGAAGAAACAGUCACACUCUCUCUAAACGAGUCUUCCUAUUCGCGUCGCGCAAGAGAUCUUCUCUAUUGUUUUUGCUUCGCUUCUCCACAUUGUCCGCGACGUGGGCGGCACGACAACUCGGCUCGGAGAUGGAUUGGCCAACAGCGUCAUUACCCAGAUCCAAAAUGCCUUUACUGA